Pelmatolapia mariae (spotted tilapia) is the source of this 4893-nucleotide messenger RNA. RefSeq names its product sterile alpha motif domain-containing protein 9-like. Gene Ontology annotation, molecular function: protein binding. Lineage: Eukaryota; Metazoa; Chordata; Actinopteri; Cichliformes; Cichlidae. The record is from RefSeq and is a predicted model, not a curated record. Gene Ontology annotation, cellular component: cytoplasm. The transcript has 3 exons. Bases 1 to 4893 code for a protein of 1630 amino acids.
AUGCUGGGUCAAAAGACCCAGGACCGUGACACAUGGAGUGCAGUCAGCUUCUUCAACCAGAAUUCAGUUCCACCUGGAGCAACACUCCCUCUUAGUGGGCAAUGGGAAAAAACUGGAGAAUGUGACCUCAGACUACCGACACUAAUUGAAGACUGGACCAGAGAACAUGUGAAAGAUUGGCUGGUGAUUACACUCAGGGUACCAAAUCAUGUUGCACAGAGCCUCUAUGAACAAGAAUUUUCAGGGGCUUGCUUGGCCUCCUUUGAAAAACAAGACUUGUUAGACUUAGGUGUGCCACCUGCUCCAGCAAUACAAAUCAUAAAACAAGUCGAGAAGUUAAGGAAGCAUUCAGAAACAUUUAAUUUAAGUGCAAGAUUAUCAGAGAGUUAUUACACUGAUGAAUUUGUUGAAACUAAAACAGUAUCAUCAGAUUCAGGAAUCCAAAGUGAAAGUUCUGUAGUUGAAGACAUGUUGCAGACAGGAAGAGACGGAAUAAGAUCAGUAAUAGAUCAGAACACAAGGGCCGAUACACAGUUGCAUAAGGAAAAUACUGACAACACAACAGGGCUACAAUUUAGGAGACGAGUAUAUCAAAUGCGUCCCUUUGACAAAAAUAAGUUCUCCACGUUCUACAUGGAAAAUGACAUUUUUCCACCUGCAACUGGUCCAAGUAAUCUCCUUGACCCAAUCCACGAGUACCAACUUCUGCCUAAUGCAACUGAAGCAGAUGAAAGGGAAAUCUUAUAUGAAUUCACAAGGGAAGUGUUUAGCUUUGCUGCAAGCUGCAUGAAUUCACGAACCAACGGAACUAUUCAUUUUGGAAUCAACAACCAACAAGGACCACAACAUGGUCAGGUUAUUGGACACACAAUCACCUGUUUCAAUAAGUAUAUUGAGGCAUUUGAAUUAUCAAUGAGUGAAUAUUUUGAAGAACAACAUGUAAACGCUGCUAGAAUGUGCGUCAGACCUCCUAAAUUUAUACAAGUUUGUUAUCAAGAUGGAACAACUUCAGACAAAUGGGUGAUUGAGGUUGAUGUAGUUCCAACAUAUUUAGAGACUCAGCACAUUCUUUUUUAUACUCGACUGAGUAUUACUACAGCAGAAACAAGUCAGCAAUGCAAAACUGACUGCCUCUUCGUCAGGGAUGGCCCAAGGUCAAUCAACAUUUUACCAGACACAAACCCUCGGGUGGUUCAAGAGGAAACGAAAAGCUUGACAGAGAAAGUGAAGCACUGGGCGUCAGCACGCAAGUCAGCAGAAGAAAAGGAUGAGAAACUCCAACCACAAGGCCACCAGGGUCAAAGACUAAAGCAGCUCAUAACCCGUGGAAGAGAUUCGUUUGAUAAUUCCCUGCAAGUCAUUGUGGUUACUGACAAAUGUCAUUCAAGUCAACUGGAGCACUUAGAUUUUCUAAGUGAGAUGAAGUUGUUUGUUGUUCUUGAGUUUGACCCAGAAUCUGACGUAAAUGGAACAUGUAGUUAUUAUAGAAGACACCACAUAGCCAAUCUGCACUACCCACGAAUGUAUACCACUCAAGACAGUUUGACUGCAACCAUUAGAAAGCUAAACUUGUUUAAACAAACAAGCUGGAUUUUCUGCAAUGGAAAGGUAAAUGAAGAUAGUGCGGCAGACAAGCCUCUCGCACCCAGUGAAUGGCUUAAGAGACGCUCUGGUGAUAUCAGCAACUUGAUAUCUCUGCUUUGUAAGCCAGAUUUGCUUUCCAAGGAUAGACUCCUGGUGAUAUUUAUUCUUCACUCUGCAGAAACUGACAUCUCAAGCCCUCUUCUGGAGACAUUCUGUGCCAUCUAUCGCACACUAGAAGGAGCUGAUAAUAUUGUGUGCAUAUGCAAAGAUGCCAAUAUAUUCACUGAGUGGAAAAGGCUGAUUGAGUCUCGUUGUAAGGAAGACAUCACCAGUAAAUGCAUUUAUGAAUUAAGUCUGAAUGAAAUAUCCAGCACGAUCAAAAAACUCAAAGAACCUCAAACACAGUCCUCCCAGAGAUACUUGCCAUCCACAGGCUCAAGCUCAGUCCAACUGACAAGAAAAGAUGAAGAGCUUUUCACUGCUUUGGACAUCUUGUGUGAAAAUGAAUGUGAGAACACAGAAAUUGAAACAAUGGAUUCUUUUCAAGGGUUUAAGAAGAAAACAGAGGAAGAUUUUUACAGAGGAGGACAAGUUACAUGGUGGAAUUUUUACCUUUCUGAGCAGACUGGGAGUCUGCCUUUCAUCAAGCGAGACAAAUACAAUGAGCUAUAUGACUUGAUCACACCUGUCCAAGGCUACACAUCUUCAUGUGUAGUAAUAAAUCUAUUCCAUCACCCAGGAUGUGGCGGAACAACUUUAGCAAUGCAUGUCCUUUGGGAGCUAAGAAGAAAAUUCAGAUGUGCUGUUGUUAAAAACAACAUGGAAAAUAAUAACGAAAUUGCUUCCCAAGUCAUGAAUCUUGUGAUAUAUGGCAAACAGGAACAGCCAGGUUAUGUCCCUGUUCUUCUCUUGGUGGACAACUGGGAAGAUGUAACAGACCUAAAACAGUGCAUCCUGAAUGUUGCCAGUAAUCGAAAACAACAUAACAGUCCCAUGGUAAUUAUACUGAACUGUGAGAGGACCCAGUUUCCAUAUGAGAGCUCCAGAAACAGCCACUUUGAAAAUGUGUUCAUCACAAACAAGUUGUCAACUAAAGAGCAGAAUUUGUUUUCUGGAAAACUUGAACAGCUCAAAAUUGACCAUGAGAAACCUGAAACUUUCUAUGCCUUCAUGAUCAUGACAAAUAACUUCAGUGAGGCUUACAUUACAGAUCUGGUGAGCAACACUGUUAAAGAUCUUGACAGUACUACCCGACAGGGUCAAUUAUUGUCCUUCCUAGCUUUGCUGAACACUUAUGUCAAUGGAUCCUACUUGUCCUUGUCUCUGUGUGAAGAACUAGUGGGCAUAAAGGAUGCCCUAUACAAGCGAGAAACUCUUGAUGACAAAAUGAAUCCCUAUUCCACACUGCUGAUAACCUUCACCAUCGAAGAACAUGGCACCUAUCAAGCAGUGCGAUUCUUGCACCAGAUGAUUGCAAGUAAGUGUCUUAAAGUUCUUAAUCAAAAACAUAAACUUUCUCUGUCUGAGAUAACCAUCAACAUUUUGCACUGUGACAGAGUUUACAAGUCAUGCAUGGGAAAGGAUUUUCUGGUCCAAAACAUUCAUAGCAUGCUCAUCACACGCCACAGAAAAGAACAAGGAGAUGACAAAGACACACUGUUUUCUCCUUUAAUUGAAGAAAUAUAUGCUGAGGAAGGACCUGACAAAACCAAAGAAGUCUUAGAAGGAGCCACACUGAGGUUUGACAGAAGUGCAACACUGCCGCAAGCACUGGCAAGAUACUUCUACUUGAAAGAAGAAGACUUCACAUCAGCCCUGCGUUGGGCUUUGGAUGCACAAAGUAAAAACCAAAAUUCCUACAUUGCAGAUACAGUUGGACAAGUUUAUAAGAGCAACCUCAAACAGAAAAUCAAAAAUUCUCUAACUCCUGAAGAAUAUGAUGAAUGCCUAAGAUUGGGUGUCAAAGCUGUAAAAGCAUUCCAGGAGUCACAGGAGCUUGCUAAAGCAGAUGAACAAGUAGAUCCUUUUGAUCUGCACAGCAGAAAGAGAUCAAAGUCCUACAAUACAUCAGGCUAUGUUGGAGAGACAGAAGUAAUGAUUAUCCUUCUUGACAUCAUGAAAGAUCUUCCUCUCUCUGGUGUCAGUGGCAGAUAUAGAAGAGAUAAAAUGCUUCAGUUUCUCAAAGGGCACCUUGAAGAGAAAAAUCUAUAUGAUUACAGCAACACAACUGCCAAUGAAUUUGUGGCUGUACUGGCAGAACACAAGAAAUUUCUCAUCUCCUUGAGGCCAAGGCUGAAGGAAAUUUUCAAUUUUUUUGAGAAUUAUUUUACAUACCUAAAGCCUAGGUCAAAGGAAAGGGAAAUGACUGAUGAAAGAAGUAAACGAAAAGUAUCUGAGUACUUCAGAAAGUACAUACAAGUCUUCAGUAGUUCAGAUGAGGAGAAAGCAUCCGAAAAGGCCAGAAACCCCAAUCUAAGUCUCAGGCAGGAAAUACUGGACCAGAAGUUCUACCUGGAAACAAAGCGUGCAGACACAUUUGCUGGAAUUUUGCAGUGCUUGACUGAUAAACAUGGUACUGAAAUGGAGCACAUUGUCAGAAAAUGGGCUUUUAUCUAUGACAAUUCAUCAUCUGUCUCAGAUAAAGUAAAGUUCAUUUUGGCAAACAUAGUCUUGCAAAGCAUGAAGCCAUCUUCAAAGUUGGUAAAAAAAUAUGAAGAGCUGGUUGAACUUCUGAAUGAGGAACUGCAAAAAGAGGGCACCCAAUCAAAUCUAACAGAACUGUACUACCUCUCCAUGCUGCUCCUGUGGCCUACAAAAGACAAAAAGCUUGCAAGUGUUGCAGCAUUCCAAAAUAUCAGCACAUAUAUCACAGCAGCCAAGAAAUCCUUUCAUCGGCGCUUCUCUUACAUGUUUCCAGCAAGGAGUGCUAUAGCUCAUUUCUUUCUUGGAAAAUCCAGUGGACUAAAGCGAAUAAUUUCUAAAGCAAAACUUGAUCAAAUUCUGGAUCGUGUUUCAAAACAAGACUCUUCCAGUGGUGAGAGUACUCAUUCACGAAAGCAUCAUCAUCUUUGGCAGAGUGGUGCAGCAUGGAACCGGCCAGAGGUGCAGAAUGAGCUGUUAAGGAUAAAAGGGAAAUCAGAAAAUGGUGAAAUUUAUGUUAACUAUGGAGCCAACCUAAAAAUAAUGGUGCGCCCAGUUUACUUGGGUGACAUUCGAAGUGGAUACAGCCAGGAGGAAGUAUCCUUUUACCUUGGAUUUACUAUGGAAGGCCCAGUAGCCUAUAAUGUAAAGUAUGUAAAUGACCAGUGA